GGAAUUCUAGGGUUCGACUUGUACACUUCCCUUCUUUUUAUCACACUUGCAGACCGCCGCCAUGGACGACGAAGCUGAACGGUAUCGCUUGUACAAAGUCUGGAUCACCCUCAAACAGAUGUGCCAUGACCGUGGCUUUCGUGUUACACAAGAGAUGAUGAACAUGACCUUUGACACUUGGAACGAAAUUUACGGCGAAUACCCUCGAAAGGAGCUAUCGUUUCCCGUGCAAAAGGUGGACGACGACAACGACGGCUUGUUCGUCUUCUUUCCCGAGUCACCCGACGUCAAGGUGGCCGCCAUCAAGAGCCUGUACGAUCGUUUGAAAAGCGACAAUCUGCGACGAGCCAUCAUCGUAUACCAGCGCAAGGUGGCGCCUGUGGCCAAAUCGCAUAUCGACAUCUUGUUGAAGGAGGACCCACCGUACAUUGUUGAAACUUUUGCAGAGGCCGAGCUGGUCUACAACGUGACCCGCCACCAUCUGGUCCCACAUCACGAGAUUUUGAAGGAGAGCGAGAAACAGCAACUGCUGGAGCGCUACUGUGUGUCCGAGGACCGCCUGCCCCAGAUCCAGCCCAAUGACCCCGUGUGCCGCUACUUUGGCGCACAAAAAGGACAGGUAUUGCGCAUCGUCCGCAGCAGUCAAACCGCAGGCCGUUAUGUCACCUACCGCAUUGUCGCCGAUAUCCUUUAA
Molecule: messenger RNA, 694 nt
Organism: Monosiga brevicollis MX1
Lineage: Eukaryota; Choanoflagellata; Craspedida; Salpingoecidae
Exons: 8
Coding region: 62-694 (210 amino acids)
Biological process (GO): DNA-templated transcription
Cellular component (GO): RNA polymerase II, core complex; RNA polymerase I complex; RNA polymerase III complex
Molecular function (GO): DNA-directed RNA polymerase activity; DNA binding
Source: RefSeq, a predicted model, not a curated record